AUGGACUCCGUCGACUCCCGAAGGCUCCCCGACCCACCGGCGCUGUUGAUGUCGGCCCCGUUGGAGCCCAUGGCCUCCGAUAUCCCAGUGGCGGCGCCCUCCCGGCACCUUGCCGCCGUCGACGACGCCGUCGUGCCCAUGGCUCUCUGGCGACGAUGGGUGACCCUGUUUACCAUCUGCUGGCUGCCCAUACCAAUGACGUUCUCGACCUCGUCUGUCCUUGCAGUCGCGCCCGAACUAGCGCGCGAAUUCAACGUCCCUGUCACAGCCAUCAGCAUUGCCAACGCCGGUGUCUUCCUCGCCAUGGCCAGCUCGCCGUUGCUGUGGGUGCCCAUAGGCCGGCUAGUGGGUCGGCGGCCGGCGUACCUCGCCGCGGCCGUCAUUCUGUGCGCUUGCUCAGUAGGAUCGGCUCUGGCGCCGAACUUGGCAGGCUUCACAGCCAUUUGGGUCAUUGGUGGAUCUACAGGUGUGGUAUUUCUGGUCUCUGGACAGACCAUUCUGUCAGAUAUUUUUGAACCUACCGUCCGCGGCACGGCUGUAGGUUUCUUCCUUGGCACUUGCGUUAGUGCUAACACCAUCGCACCACUCACUGGUGGUAUCAUCGCCACUUACACAAGUUGGCGCGUCAUCUACGGGGUGCAGGCCGGCAUGACGCUCAUUGGUCUUGUUUUGGCUUGGUUCUAUGUGCCACUUGAUCCGCCUCGUGAGGCACAGCCUACCACGUCAAAACACGUCCUUGCCCAGUUCUCGCCGAUGCCAGUCUUUCGCGUCUUUGAGCACAUCAACAUUCUCGCUGCCAACAUCACCUGCGGCCUCCUCUCGUUCAACCAGUAUGGUCUCCUUGGCUCUAUACGCGCUGCCUUGACGACUCGCUUCGGCCCCUCUUCGCCGCUCACCUCGGGUCUGUUCUACCUGGCCCCCGGCGCCGGCUUCCUGAUUGGAAGCACCAUUGGGGGCAGACUAUCGGAUCAGACAGUGCGCCGGUACAUCAAGAAGCGCAAUGGCUUGCGCCUACCGCGAGAUCGACUCAAAAGCAGCUUUCCCGCCAUUUUUAUCGUGCUGCCUCUGGGCACGCUGCUAUUCGGCUGGAGUCUGGGCAGGGAAGUCGGCGGCUGGGCCGCCCCAGGGAUAGGAGCGUUCCUCGCGGGACUUGGGUUGAUGGCCUCCUUCAGUGGCCUAAAUACGUACUCUGCUGGUGCUGUUGCUGCUCUUGCGGGCGGUGUAAUUGUGUUGAUGAUCACGAGAUACGAGCCUGAGACGGAGAAGACACUGCGUGAAGAGGCCGAAUAA
Molecule: messenger RNA, 1290 nt
Organism: Verticillium dahliae VdLs.17
Lineage: Eukaryota; Fungi; Ascomycota; Sordariomycetes; Glomerellales; Plectosphaerellaceae
Exons: 3
Coding region: 1-1290 (429 amino acids)
Biological process (GO): transmembrane transport
Molecular function (GO): transmembrane transporter activity
Source: RefSeq, a predicted model, not a curated record